UUAUCAGUAGAGAGGCAACUCUCCUUCUCUUCUACCCCUCUCCUCUCUCUCUCUGUGUGCGUGAGGUUUCUUAACAAAAACUCUUUUUCUGGAUCUAUAUAACCACACGCACCACCUACUCCUUCCUCGCUUUCUCGCUCGCACUCUGUCUUCGAAUCAAAUAUGCGAAUCCGAAAGAACGCGAACCUCUCCACAAUACUGGAGUUCUCGGCACCGGAGUGGAGGCUACAGACGCACGUCUGCCACAUGAACCAGUCGCCAUGGGAUGUCAUUAGCUUCUCCGACGAGACUUAUCCAGCUGCUCUCAACCAGUUCGGAGGUGGAGAUGAUAGCUUCGCUGUAAAUACAAGCUUUGGGGAUUCUGCUGGUGUUGUGGAGAGCUUGGAGUCGAUGAUGGAUGAAGACGACAAGGCUAUGGAAAUGGAAACGGAGGACGAUAAUGGAGGAAGAAAAGACGAGGAACGGACGAAAAUCAAGAAGAAGAAAUUCUGCAGCAAAACCAGUGUCUCCUCCUCUAAGAGAGGAGGAGGAGCGGUGGUGGACCGUGGGAGCCGACCGGGGAGAGCGAAGAAGGGAUCCUCCUUGAACUCAUCGAAUCCGUACGAAUUUUACUAUUAUUCUGGAUUUGGGCCUUUAUGGGGGAAGAGAAGAGCUGGUAAAAAUGGAGGUGGAGGGGAAGCCAAAAUCAAGAGAAAGUCCUCCAAGUCCAAAGAAAUGGAGGGCGUCGUUAUCCAAAACACAAUAUUACCACCAUCGCCAUCUCUAAUUGACCACAGUGAAGAACUUGAUUUCGUCGAGGAAGAAGACGAUUAUGAAGAAGACAACGAAGAGGAGCAGAGAAGCAGCAAUGGAGGGAAAAAACGUGUUCGAAAGCUCGUCAAGGCCCGAUCCUUAAAAUCUCUUAUGUGAAGAAGAGAAACCUAGAUUUCUUUGUUCUUCGUUUUUUUCUAAAUUUAAAUUAAUUAUUAUGGUUUAUUUAUGUGUAUGAAUUCGGAUUUUUAAGUUUUUUAAACUAUUCUCA
This is a messenger RNA of Tripterygium wilfordii, 1021 nucleotides long. RefSeq lists its product as uncharacterized. The coding region runs from base 163 to 909 and encodes 248 amino acids. The transcript is spliced from 3 exons. The record is from RefSeq and is a predicted model, not a curated record. NCBI's taxonomy places the organism in Eukaryota, Viridiplantae, Streptophyta, Magnoliopsida, Celastrales, Celastraceae.